CACUUUAGCCACACUUUAUGCCACUUCCUUCUGGACUUACAAGCAUCAUUAUUUCCAGACAGCUCACUUACCUAUAUAAACCUGAACUGAGUCAAAGCACUGACAAACAUCUGACUAGACACAAUAUGAUUGUAAAAAUGCUGUCAUUCUUGGUCAUCUUGACUGUCGCACUCCACACUUGUCUGAGUGAGCUGGACAUGGUGCACCCAUCUCAGCCCUGCACUAAAGCGAAGGACAAGAAUGCGUAUGAUACUUUCCUUCACCGUCACCUUCGCAAGGACAUCCCAACUGAUCCACGCAAUCUAAGAGAAUGGCAGAAGUUCAUUACCAAAAUCAAGACCUGGGACAGGCCUAUUCAAUCAUUCUUUCCCAUCAGUGAAGCAAGAAUGGUGAUGGCUGUGUGUUCAUCAGGAGGAAAGAAGAUGGAUCAGGGAAACCUCUGCAUCAGCAAGAAGCCUCUCAAGUUCUUCACUGCUUACAUCAACAAUAAGAAGCAGGUCAAGAAAGUCAAAGUUCAGGAACAAUAUGCUAUUCUUGGCUGUGAUAAAAUUGAAAAUAAAUGCAGACCUGUUCAUUUUGAGGCAAACACAAAUGAUGCUACACCAGAUAAUAACAAACCAGACUGCAGUAAAGCAAUGGCAAAUGCAAGCUUUAUUCCUUUUGAAGAGCUGUUUGAAAUCUAGACACAUGACCUGCAGUAAAAAUGUAUGGAUGUUACUUUGUGGCUUUGCUGCUUUAAUUGUUAUCUAACCAAUGUUGAAACUGCAGUAAUAGGAGGAUGUCUGCUCAUAUUCAUAAUGAAUGCACAUUGUGAACACACAAACAUUUUCUAUAUGCUUUUGCCUCAUUAAUUCAAUCAUGUAUUACUAAAUAAAGAUUGCAAUAAAAAAA
Megalobrama amblycephala (Wuchang bream) is the source of this 891-nucleotide messenger RNA. RefSeq lists its product as uncharacterized. The record is from RefSeq and is a predicted model, not a curated record. NCBI's taxonomy places the organism in Eukaryota, Metazoa, Chordata, Actinopteri, Cypriniformes, Xenocyprididae. The coding region runs from base 18 to 683 and encodes 221 amino acids. The transcript has 2 exons.